GUGUGUGACAGCUCGUUGGGGAAAGCAGGCAUCCCAUCGCAUGGUAACAGAAACUGGAGUAGCAGGGAACAGACAGAACAGAAGGCGGUAUGGACAAGAAAGCGAUAGUAAAAGUAGGGGCAGUGGCAUCUGCCAGUGUAUGUGCCCUCUUUGGUGGCGUGGUCUUAGCCCAGUACAUCUUCACAAAGAAGAAGAAAGCGGGACGGAAAACCAAGAUCAUUGAAAUGAUGCCGGAGUUUCAAAAGAAAACAGUCCACAUCAAGGACCCAGAGAGAGUGGAGGAGAUUAUCUGUGGCCUUAUUAAAGGAGGAGCUGCCAAACUCCAGAUUAUUACAGACUUUGAUAUGACGUUAAGUAAGUUCGCCAACAAUGGAAAACAAUGCCCCACGUGUCACAACAUUAUUGACAAUUGCAAAAUGGUCACAGAAGAAUGCAGAAAGAAGCUGCUGCAACUUAAAGAUACGUACUAUCCCAUCGAAAUCGACCCUAAUCUCACUAUAGAGGAAAAGUUCCCAUUCAUGGUGGAAUGGUAUUUCAAAUCCCACACCUUACUGAUCGAACAGGGUCUACAGAAAGACAAGCUUCCAGAAAUCGUGAGGGAAUCAGAUGCCUGUCUAAGAGAGGGCUACGAGCAUUUCUUCGAUAAGCUCCAGGAGCACAAUGUCCCCAUGUUUAUCUUCUCGGCCGGGCUGGGAGAUGUCCUGGAGGAGAUCAUUCGGCAGGCCGGGGUCUACCACCCGAAUGUCAAGGUGGUCUCAAACUUCAUGGAAUUCGACGAGCACGGCGUGUUGAAAGGUUUCAAAGGAGAACUAAUCCAUGUGUAUAACAAGCAUGAUGGAGCCCUGAAGAAUACUGAAUACUUCAAGCAGUUAAAGGACAACUGUAACAUUAUUCUCCUGGGAGACUCACUUGGUGACCUGAACAUGGCAGAUGGAGUGCCAAAUGUAGAAAACAUUCUCAAGAUCGGCUUUUUAAAUGAUAAGGUUGAGGAACGCUUGGAAAAGUAUUUGGACUCUUACGAUAUUGUUUUGGUGAAGGAUGAAACUUUGGAGGUGCCCAAUUCCAUCCUUCAGAAGAUUCUUUAACAAUUGGCCUGGACAGAAACCCUGGACUGAGCAAAAGCUCCUCGCUGCCUUUUAAAAGACACUUUUGCCCCUUUGAUUUCCUGAAUUCCAAUGCAUACCCCCAAAAACCUUGGAUAUUUUUUAAACAUUGGUGUAUUUAUUGUUCUCAUAAAGCAGAUGACCCUCUUUUA
This is a messenger RNA of Acipenser ruthenus (sterlet), 1255 nucleotides long. RefSeq names its product cytosolic 5'-nucleotidase 3A. The coding region runs from base 90 to 1085 and encodes 331 amino acids. The record is from RefSeq and is a predicted model, not a curated record. Gene Ontology annotation, molecular function: 5'-nucleotidase activity; magnesium ion binding. The transcript is spliced from 9 exons. NCBI's taxonomy places the organism in Eukaryota, Metazoa, Chordata, Actinopteri, Acipenseriformes, Acipenseridae. Gene Ontology annotation, cellular component: cytoplasm.